Molecule: messenger RNA, 1481 nt
Organism: Eruca vesicaria subsp. sativa (arugula)
Lineage: Eukaryota; Viridiplantae; Streptophyta; Magnoliopsida; Brassicales; Brassicaceae
Source: the annotation of a GenBank genome assembly
CUGGCGUUGGUUUCAUCCGAAACGCUAAAGUUUGCAGCGUCUGGCGUUGGUUUUAUACCCUUUACUAAGUUUCAAAACUACAAAAAACACCUUUAAUCUUCCCCAUCAAGUCAGAUAUAUCUCCGAGACUCCUUUCUCUUCACCGUCUUCCCAAGGCUUUACCCAGAGACGACGAUUCCGCCGAUUCAUCAGGGUUUGAGCAUUUGACAUAAAAACCAAAAAUGGUUUCGUUUCCCGCUACAACAGAGACAAUAUCCCUGGCACUAGAAGCCAACAGCUCUGAGGCUAUUCAGAUACUCUACCAGGUCUUGGAAGACCCUUCUUCAUCUCCAGAGGCUCUCCGGGUCAAGGAGCAAGCGAUCAUCAACCUCUGUGAACGUCUCACUGAGGAGAAGAGAGGUGAGGAUCUCAGGAAGCUUUUGACCAAGUUGAGACCUUUCUUCUCCCUCAUCCCCAAGGCCAAGACCGCGAAAAUCGUCAGAGGGAUCAUUGAUUCCGUGGCUAAGAUACCUGGAACGACUGAUCUCCAGAUCACUCUCUGCAAGGAGAUGGUGGAGUGGACACGCGCUGAGAAGAGGACUUUUCUGCGGCAGAGAGUGGAGGCGAGGUUGGCUGCGCUUUUGAUGGAGAAUAAGGAGUAUGUUGAGGCCUUGGCGUUGUUGAGUGGUUUGGUUAAAGAGGUUAGGAGGUUAGAUGAUAAGCUUCUUUUGGUUGAUAUUGAUUUGUUGGAGAGUAAGCUUCACUUCUCGUUGAGGAACUUACCAAAGGCGAAAGCUGCACUCACUGCAGCUAGGACGGCUGCAAAUGCUAUUUAUGUUCCACCGGCGCAGCAAGGGACUAUUGAUCUGCAGAGUGGGAUUCUUCACGCGGAAGAGAAGGAUUACAAAACGGGAUACAGCUACUUCUUUGAAGCGUUUGAGUCUUUCAACGCUCUUGGAGAUUCUAGAGCCGUUUUUAGUUUGAAGUACAUGUUGUUGUGUAAGAUCAUGGUUAGCCAAGCUGAUGAUGUUGCGGGGAUAAUUUCUUCAAAAGCUGGACUACAAUACGUUGGGGCUGAUCUAGAUGCUAUGAAGGCGGUUGCUGAUGCUCACUCUAAGAGGUCGUUGAAACUGUUUGAGAACGCUCUACGUGACUACAAGGCGCAGCUAGAGGAUGAUCCGAUUGUUCACAGGCAUCUCUCUUCUCUCUAUGACACGCUUCUGGAGCAGAACCUGUGUCGUUUGAUUGAGCCUUUUUCACGAGUUGAGAUAGCUCACAUUGCUGAGCUGAUUGGGUUGCCGGUUGACCAUGUGGAGAAGAAGCUAUCUCAGAUGAUACUUGACAAGAAAUUUGCAGGUACGUUGGAUCAAGGAGCUGGGUGUCUUAUCAUAUUUGAAGAUCCAAAGGCGGAUGCUAUCUACUCUGCUACUCUCGACACUAUUGCGAAUAUGGAGAAGGUUGUUGACAGCCUUUAUGUCAGGUCUGCCAAAAUCAUGGCCUGA